This is a messenger RNA of Cylicostephanus goldi, 338 nucleotides long. The record is from the annotation of a GenBank genome assembly. NCBI's taxonomy places the organism in Eukaryota, Metazoa, Nematoda, Chromadorea, Rhabditida, Strongylidae.
AUGGCAGAUUAUUCAAUUGGAGAAAGGAUAUUAGAGGAGCGGUUAUAUGAAAACGAGACUAGUCGUCCUCCCGAACCAGAUCAUGUGAUAAAUCUGAAACAUGGUGUUAUUCGUGAAGCUUACGAAUUAUUUCUUACGCACUUCGGUGCGAAUUCAAUGGACAUCCAGGAACUGAAAGCUGCAGUUGCUCCUGGACGAGUGAAUCUUAUCGGUGAUCACAUUGACUACUGUGAUGGAUUCGUUCUACCCAUGGUAGGUGAGCAUAUUUAUGAUAUGGUUAUGUUAACUUCGAAAUUGGUCAUAGUUUUGACCAUCAGUACUUAUUGUUUUCGCUAAAG